This is a messenger RNA of Phanerochaete carnosa HHB-10118-sp, 1515 nucleotides long. RefSeq lists its product as uncharacterized. Gene Ontology annotation, biological process: protein peptidyl-prolyl isomerization; protein folding. The record is from RefSeq and is a predicted model, not a curated record. Gene Ontology annotation, cellular component: catalytic step 2 spliceosome. Bases 124 to 1380 code for a protein of 418 amino acids. NCBI's taxonomy places the organism in Eukaryota, Fungi, Basidiomycota, Agaricomycetes, Polyporales, Phanerochaetaceae. Gene Ontology annotation, molecular function: peptidyl-prolyl cis-trans isomerase activity. The transcript is spliced from 10 exons.
CGAACGGCCAUGGCGCUGCCCACCCGGGGUCGAGUAAUCAUCGACACGACAGCAGGAGAAAUCGACAUUGAAUUGUGGUCGAAAGAAACACCAAAGACAUGUCGCAACUUCAUUCAACUUGCGAUGGAAGGAUACUAUGACGGCGUUAUCUUUCACCGCAUAGUAUCCAACUUCCUCGUACAGACUGGCGACAAGACGGGUACUGGAGGCGGUGGAGAGUCCGUAUACGGAGAACCUUUCGAGGAUGAGAUCCAUCCGCGUUUGCGCUUUGCCCAUCGCGGGCUGGUCGCCAUGGCGAAUAACGGCACCAAGAACUCGAAUGACUCGCAGUUCUUCGUCACUCUUGACAGAGCUGAUGAGUUGCACGGAAAGCACACACUCUUUGGUCGGGUAAUCGGUGAUACAAUCUACAAUCAAGACGAUACGGAUAGCCGACAAUCCUUUCCCAGAUAUCAUCCGCGGAUUACCGCUGAGGAGAAGCGAGCCCAGCAACGAGCGCGCGAACAAGCUCAGCGUGAACGGGAAGAGGAGCAGCGGCGACGAGGAGCCAAAAAAGACGUCAAGCUCUUGAGCUUCGGUGCUGAUGAAGGCGCCGAGGAGGAACCUAUACUAAUCAAGAAGAAGCCAAUCGUCCGUCCUGACCUGGUCGAUGUCGAGCCGCCGACGCCCUUGACAGCUGUCCCAGGCCUGCCGCCCAAACAGAAGCCUUCCAAACCGAAGGACACCCCGGUCCCCGCACCUGAUGCUGACAACCCCAGGAAACCCUCGCGGACGGACGGCGAUGACAUAACGAAGAUCAGGGAGAGACAUGCCCAGGAAAAGGCAGCAGCAAGCACCUCGCGCCAGUCCGAGAUCGAGAAGAUGGAGGCCGAGAUCAGGAAGCUGUCGCGCAAGGCGCGCGGCGAGGACAGCGACGACGACGACGAGCGUGCGAAGAAGCGGCCGAAGAAGUCGCUCCUCGAGGAGGAGAUGGCCAAGUACGCGGGCGCGCGCGGCGUGCACAAGAAGACCAAGGACGGCAAGCGCGCCAAGGGCGAGGACGACGUGCUCGCCGCCCUCGAGGGCUUCCGCUCCAAGCUCAAGCUUAAGCGCAUCGCGCCCGGGUCUGAGGACGGGCCUGCAGAGGAGAACGUUGCCAAGGGCGAGGAUGCCGCCGUGCUUGGCGAGGAGGACCCUGGGGUGGAGGUCGAUGACGACACCGGAUUCCUGGGCCAUGCGCUGCAUUUCCCGAAGGACAACGCUGAGGAAGUCUUGAAGGCUGAGCGUGACUAUGAGGUAAUCGACCCGCGGCAGCGAAGCGCGAAGGCGAAAGAGGAGGUCAGGGAAAAGCGAAGGGUGGUCCGGCCGAGGGACGGUGGGCGUGGUUCCAGGAGAUACUGAGCGCGCGCGUUGCCUCGCAGGUGGGAUCUGUUGUGUUGGUCUUGUGCUCACUGAGGUCGUCGUCGCGAAUGUUCCAAUGUGUCUCAUUUACAUAUUGUUGCUAGUGAGCGUCCCGAGCUUACGACGAGUUUUCGC